AUGACGGAGAGUGACCUCCUCAACAUUCUGGACAAUUUGAGAGACAGUGAUUUUAAGGAGUUCAAGUGGCACCUGAAGCGAAAAAAGGUGGGCAACAUCCCACCCAUCAAAGAGACCAAGGUAUUGAAGGCAGAGAGGCAGGACGUGGUGGAUCUCAUUGUGCAGAAAUAUGAAUUUGCUGGCGCUGUGGAAGUGAUCGAGAGCAUUUUAAAGAAGAUCAGCAGGAAUGAUCUGGUGAGGGAGUUGCCAAACAUCGGCUCGGGGGCAGAAGCAGAUGGUAAUCUGCAGAAGGUUUUCGAUUACCAUAAGAUCAGUCUGAGGAGGAGAUGUCAACAUGUGACUGAAGGAACUGACGAAGCAGAAAGGAAACACCUCAACAUUGUCUACACUGAGCUCUACAUCACAGAGGGAAAGAGUAAAGAGGUUAAUACCCAGCAUGAGGUGAUGCAGCUUGAGGCAGCUUCCAAGAUGGAGACCCUCCGUGACACUCCAAUCAAGUGCCAAGACAUCUUUAAAGUCUUACCUGACCAACAGAAAUGCAUCAUCAAAGUUGUUUUGACGAACGGUGUUGCUGGAAUUGGAAAAACCUUCUCAGUGCAGAAGUUCACUCUGGACUGGGCAGAAGGCUUGGAAAACCAAGAUGUCAAUCUGGUGAUUCUGUUUUCGUUCAGGGAGCUGAACUUGAUCAAGGAUGAGCAGUACAGUCUCCUCAUGCUGAUUAAUUAUUUCCAUCCAGAAUUACAGAAGGUCACAGCAGAGAAGCUCACUGAUUGUAAAGUUUUGUUCAUCUUUGAUGGCCUGGAUGAAAGCAGACUUUCACUGAAUUUCAAGAACAAGAAGGUCGUGUCUGAUGUCACACAAAAGUCAACAGUCAACAUCCUGUUGACAAACCUCAUUGAGGGGAAGCUGCUUCCCUCGGCUCUUGUCUGGAUAACUUCCCGACCCACAGCAGCCAGUCAGCUCCCUCCAACAUGUGUUGACAGGGUAACAGAAGUACGAGGCUUCACUGAUGCCCAGAAGGAGAAGUACUUCAGGAAGAGAUUCAGUGAUGAAGAGCUGCCAAGCAGAAUCAUCAAACACAUCAAGACAUCCAGGAGCCUCUACAUCAUGUGCCACAUCCCAGUCUUCUGCUGGAUCGCUGCUACAGUUCUGGAGUACAUGUUGACUACAGACCAGAGAGGAGAGCUGCCCAAGACCCUGACUGACAUGUACUCACACUUCCUGCUGGUUCAGACAAAGAGAAAGAAGCACAAGUAUGAUGAGGGACAUGAAACGAGUUCACAGGAGCUGACAGAGGCUGACAAGGAAGUUCUUCUGAAGCUGGGGAGGCUGGCAUUUGAACAUCUGGAGAAAGGAAACAUCAUGUUUUACCAAAAAGACCUGGAGGAGUGUGGUCUUGAUGUCACAGAGGCAUCGGUUUUGUCAGGAUUUUGUACAGAGAUCUUCAAAAGAGAGAGUGGGAUCUUCCAGAAAAAAGUCUACUGCUUUGUUCAUCUGAGCGUUCAGGAGUUUCUGGCUGCAGUCUACAUGUACCACUGUUACACCAGCAGGAAGACAGAGGUACUGAAGGACUUCCUGGGAAAAAGACAUGAUGACUCAUCCCUGGAUGACUUUCUGAGGGGAGCCAUGGAGAAAUCUGUGAAAAGUAAAAAUGGCCACCUGGACCUGUUUGUUCGCUUCCUUCAUGGCCUCUCUCUGAAGUCCAACCAGAGUCUCUUAGGAGGCCUGCUGGGUCAAACAGAGUACAGUCCAGAAAUCAUCCAGAGAGCCAUCAACAACCUGAAGGAGAUGAACACUGAGAAUUUCUCUCCUGACAGAAGCAUCAACAUCUUCCACUGUCUGAUGGAGAUGAAUGACCACUCAAUACAUCAGGAGAUCCAAGAGUUCCUGAAGUCAGAGAACAGAUCAGAGAAGAAACUCUCUGUGAUCCACUGUUCAGCUCUGGCCUACAUGCUGCAGAUGUCAGAGAAGGUUCUGGAUGAGUUGGACCUGGAGAAGUACAACACAUCACGGGAGGGACGACAGAGACUGAUUCCAGCUGUGAGGAACUGCAGAAAGGCUCGACUCUCUGGCUGUGGACUCUCAGAGACUCUCUGUGAAGUUGUGGCCUCAGCUCUGAAGUCCUACCCCUCCCAUCUGAGAGAGCUGGAUCUGAGUUGCAACAUGAACCUGCAGGAUUCAGUAGUGAAGCUUCUGUCUGGUGGACUGGAGAGUCCAAACUGUAGACUGGAGAUUCUGAGAUUGACUGGCUGCAGUUUGUCAGAGAUCAGCUGUGCUUCUCUUGUGUCAGCUCUGAUGUCCAACCCCUCCCAUCUGAGAGAGCUGGAGCUGAGUCACAACAAGCUUAAGGAUUCAGGAGUGAGACUGCUGUGUGAUAUUCUGGAGCAUCCACAGUGUAGACUUAAGACCCUGAGAUUGUGGUGCUGCAGUUUGUCAGAGAUCAGCUGUGCUUCUCUGGCCUCAGCUCUGAAGUCCAACCCCUCCCAUCUGAGGGAGCUGGAUUUGAGUCACAACAAGCUGAAGGAUUCAGGAGUGAAGCUGCUGUGUAAUAUUCUGGAGCGUCCACGGUGUAGACUUAAGACCCUGAGAUUGUGGUGCUGCAGUUUGUCAGAGAUCAGUUGUGCUUCUCUGGCCUCAGCUCUGAAGUCCAACCCUUCCCAUCUGAGAGAGCUGGAACUCAGUGAAAACAAGCUUCAGGAUUCAGGAAUGAAGCUGCUGUGUGAUUUCCUGGAGAGUCCACACUGUAGACUGGACACUCUGAGAUUGAGUUGCUGCAGUUUGUCAGAGAUCAGCUGUGCUUCUCUGGCCUCAGCUCUGAAGUCCAACCCCUCCCAUCUGAGAGAGCUGGAGCUGUACUACAACAACCUGCAGGAUCCAGACGUGAAGCUGCUGUCUGAUCUUAAGGAUGGUCCACACUGUAGACUGGAAACUCUGAGAUGGUGAUGAUCUCUGUCAGAGUGUGAGUGAACGUCCAGGAGUGUGUGUUGAGAGGGGAUCAGCUGUAUCCUGAUGAUCCA
Molecule: messenger RNA, 3017 nt
Organism: Thunnus maccoyii (southern bluefin tuna)
Lineage: Eukaryota; Metazoa; Chordata; Actinopteri; Scombriformes; Scombridae
Product: NACHT, LRR and PYD domains-containing protein 3-like
Exons: 8
Coding region: 1-2943 (980 amino acids)
Molecular function (GO): protein binding
Source: RefSeq, a predicted model, not a curated record